CUUCUGGGAAGAAGUACUCUGGAUCUUACUUCGCAAAGAAAAAAGAAAGGGAAAGCAGAACGAGGAACUUGUUAGACUUUUCUCUUUUCUCUUUCGUGGCUUCCAAGGAGGGUCCGGCCAUCGCUCCCAUUUCCAUUUUCUCUUGUAUUUUCUUCAAUUGAACCCGGGACAAUUCAACUGAGAAAUAAGCAAAACAAUAUUAUACCCUUCACAAUGGCAUCCUCAUCCUCAUCCUCAUCCUCAUCCUCAUCACCAGCUAAGAAGCAGCUCAUCGUGAAUGCUUUCACGAUGCAAGCUCCCACACACCUUAACCCGGGUCUAUACCGCUACCCCAAAGAUAAAGGCAGUUCCUACAACUCGAUCCAGCACUGGAUCUCAAUCGCGCAGAAGCUCGAAGCCGCGAAGUUCCACGCUAUUUUCUUCGCAGAUGUCCUAGGCGGCUACGACGUAUACAAGGGACCUGCGAAUCUUGAUCCUACGAUUCCUGGCGGGACGCAAUUCCCUAUAAUUGAUCCGCUUUAUAGCGUCUCGGCCCUGGCGGCCGCGACGCAGAGCAUUGGAUUUGGAAUUACUGCAUCGACGACGUAUGAUUCGCCGUAUGCGCUGGCGCGUCGCUUCUCGACCGUUGACCACUUGAGCGGUGGCCGCGUGGGGUGGAAUAUCGUUACGUCGUAUCUGGAUUCAGCGGCGAGGAAUUUUGGACUGGACACUCAGAUUGAGCAUGAUGAGCGGUAUAGAAUCGCAGAUGAGUAUCUGAAUGUGACGUAUAAGUUGUGGGAGGGGUCUUGGAGGGACGGAGCUGUGGAGAAGAGCGAGAAGAGAUAUGCGGAUCCUCAUGCGGUGCGCCAGAUUAAUCAUGAAGGGAAGUACUUCAAGAUUCCAGGACCGCAUCUCGUUGAGCCUUCGCCUCAGCGGACGCCGUUGUUGCUUCAAGCGGGGACGUCUACGGCUGGAAAGGCGUUUGCUGCGAAGCAUGCGGAGGCUAUCUUCCUGAAUGGCCAUGCGCCCGAGCUCGUGAGACCCUCUGUCGACUCGAUUCGCAAGCAGGCAGCGGAGGCUGGGCGCGAUCCGUCCAGUAUCAAGAUCAUCGCUGGUGUUCUGGCUAUCGUCGCGGAGACGGACGAAGCCGCACAAGCCAAGUUCGAAGAGAUUGCUUCAUAUGGAGACGAAGAAGGUGCCCUGGCCCUCUUUGGUGGCUGGUCAGGUUACGAUCUUAGCAAAUAUCCCGAAGACCAAGACUUCCGUUUCGUCGAGCAGCCCGCGAUCCGCAGCAUGGUCAACCACUGGGCUAGCACAGUUCCGGGAACUGAAGGCAAGAAAUGGGACAAGAAGACCAUCGCAGAGUACCUGAAGCUCGGCGGUAACGGUCCCAAGAUCAUCGGCAGCGCAAAGACAGUGGCAGAUCAGCUGGAGAAAUGGGUUGAAGUAGCCGAUGUGGACGGUUUCAAUUUCAGCGCUGCUAGUAUCCCAGAGACGUUUGAGGAUAUCAUCACGUAUCUGCUACCUGAAUUGCGGAAGAGAGGGCUGUUCUGGGAUGAUUAUACAGUGAAGGGAGGUACGUUCCGCGAGAAUGUAUAUGGUAAAGCAGGGCAGAAUAGGUUGCCGGAUACGCAUCCAGGGGCGCAGUAUUUCUGGAAGGAAGGGGAGGAGGCGCCAAAAUAUGUGCUCCAGAAAGAGAAUUAGAACGUUUGAAAGGUCGUCUCGGUUGUGAACUCUACCGGUCUAGAGGAUUAAGAUGAAUUAUUCCAAGACUCGGCUUCAUCUAUGUAUCUUUCCUCCUUAUACGCGACUCCUGUCCC
Paecilomyces variotii is the source of this 1799-nucleotide messenger RNA. RefSeq names its product xenobiotic compound monooxygenase, DszA family. Lineage: Eukaryota; Fungi; Ascomycota; Eurotiomycetes; Eurotiales; Thermoascaceae. Gene Ontology annotation, molecular function: oxidoreductase activity, acting on paired donors, with incorporation or reduction of molecular oxygen; monooxygenase activity. The record is from RefSeq and is a predicted model, not a curated record. The transcript has a single exon. Bases 214 to 1683 code for a protein of 489 amino acids.